Molecule: messenger RNA, 1793 nt
Organism: Dryobates pubescens (Downy woodpecker)
Lineage: Eukaryota; Metazoa; Chordata; Aves; Piciformes; Picidae
Gene: WDFY1
Product: WD repeat and FYVE domain containing 1
Exons: 12
Coding region: 105-1337 (410 amino acids)
Molecular function (GO): metal ion binding; protein binding
Source: RefSeq, a predicted model, not a curated record
CUCGGCCCGGCGGGGCGGCGCCGCUACACGCAGCCUUACGGCGGCGGCUCUCGGGCUUCCCCCGCACCGUCAGCUGAUGGGCGCCGGGCCGGUGCCGCGGCAACAUGGCAGCCGAGAUCCACUCGCGGCCGCAGAGCAGCCGGCCCAUCCUCCUCAGCAAGGUCGAGGGGCACCAGGAUGUGGUCAGCGCCGCGCUCCUCAUCCCCAAGGAGGACGGAGUCAUCACGGCCAGCGAGGACAGAACAAUACGAGUGUGGCUGAAGAGGGACAGUGGACAAUACUGGCCCAGCAUCUAUCACACCAUGUCAUCACCGUGUUCAGCCAUGGCAUAUCAUCAUGACAGCAGACGAAUAUUUGUAGGCCAGGAUAACGGAGCUAUCAUGGAGUUUCAUAUUUCAGAGGACUUUAAUAAGAUGAACUUUGUGAAGACCUAUCCAGCUCAUCAGAAUCGAGUGUCUGCUAUUACUUUCUGCCUGGCCUCAGAGUGGGUUAUCAGCACUGGUCAUGACAAGUGUAUCAGCUGGAUGUGCACCAGGAGUGGGAGUAUGCUUGGAAGACAUUAUUUCACCUCUUGGGCUUCGUGUCUACAAUACGACCACGAGAGCCGGCACGCCUUCGUUGGUGAUUAUUCUGGACAGAUCACUCUCCUGAAGCUCGAGCAGAACACGUGCUCAGUCAUCACCACGCUCAAAGGGCAUGAAGGAAGUAUUACUUCUCUGUGGUGGGAUCCUGUUCAACGCCUGCUCUUCUCAGGUGCCUCUGACCACAGCAUUAUCAUGUGGGACAUAGGUGGAAGGAAGGGGCGAACACUGCUGCUCCAGGGACAUCAUGACAAGGUGCAGGCUAUCUGUUACAUCCAGCUGACACGGCAGCUCGUAUCUUGUUCGGCUGAUGGGGGAAUUGCUGUUUGGAACAUGGAUAUCAGCCGAGAAGAGGCUCCUCAAUGGCUUGAAAGUGAUUCCUGUCAGAAGUGUGAACAACCUUUCUUCUGGAACAUAAAGCAAAUGUGGGACACAAAGACAUUAGGGUUGAGACAGCAUCACUGCAGAAAGUGUGGGCAAGCAGUGUGUGGCAAAUGCAGCACAAAACGGUCAAGUUACCCCAUCAUGGGAUUUGAGUUCCAGGUCCGUGUCUGUGAUUCCUGUUUUGAGUCCAUCAAGGAUGAAGACCGUACGUCCUUGGCAACCUUUCAUGAAGGCAAACACAACAUUUCACACAUGUCCAUGGAUAUCUCCAGAGGGCUGAUGGUGACCUGUGGGAGUGAUCGGAUUGUGAAGAUCUGGGACAUGACUCCAGUAGUUGGUUGCAGCCUUGCAACUGGCUUCUCUUCGCGCUGACCUCCUGCCUGGCAGGUUGAAGCACCUUAUGUACAGCAAUACGCACCGACGGAACGGAGUCCUCCUUACCAACCUUACUGCAAACACUGGUCGCUUGAUUCUUCUCCUGCUGCUGUUCCAGGAUGGACAGUCACCUCUGUAGAGCACGGCUUUUCUCUUGGGCUCACCAAGAGCCUCCUUGGUGCAGAAGCGUGGGUUUUGCAGCCUCUUGGACUAAUGUCAGAUGGCUUACCUGCAACACGACGCCUUGAUGGAAGGACCUGUUGUAUCUCAGUUUACAUAUUUAGUGUUAACAAUGUGCUGUCUCUGCUGAUAGAUCUUGUACAGACACCUCCUAGCCUAAACGUUACCCGAGUAAAAUGAGUGUAGUAAACCCAGUUUGUGCAACUAGUAGAAUAAAUCCUCUCUUCCAAAAAAUGGUUCUGUAGAAACACUUCUGAGCAGCCCCUGGCUCAA